This is a messenger RNA of Saccharomyces eubayanus, 1779 nucleotides long. It is a transcript of the gene SEO1, whose product is annotated as putative permease SEO1. Bases 1 to 1779 code for a protein of 592 amino acids. Gene Ontology annotation, molecular function: transmembrane transporter activity. The record is from RefSeq and is a predicted model, not a curated record. Gene Ontology annotation, biological process: transmembrane transport. NCBI's taxonomy places the organism in Eukaryota, Fungi, Ascomycota, Saccharomycetes, Saccharomycetales, Saccharomycetaceae. The transcript has a single exon. Gene Ontology annotation, cellular component: membrane.
AUGUCUUCAAUUAUUAAGGAAAUCUUUGUAGACCCCUACAAAAGGUUGAAAUGGGGGUUUAUCCCGGUGAAGAGACAUGUAGACGACUUACAAGGCGAUCUAGACUCUACAACAAACUCAACCCACUCGGGUGAUACCAACAAUCGCGAAACGAAAGAGAGUAAUAUUAAUAAUACAACCGAGAAGGCCAAUUUGUAUUCUGAAAUAACUCAUCACGAUCGAAAUAAUGGGGACGAUACUACAGUAUAUGAAUAUAGAGAUGAAGCCAGUAGACCAUGGUGGAAAUUCUUCGAUGAACAAGAAUAUCGUAUCAAUAGAAAGGAAAGAUCACACAAUAAAUGGUACAGUUGGUUCAAAGAGGGAACAAGCUUUGAAGAGAAAAAAUUAUUGGUUAAAUUGGACGUUCUUUUGGCUUUUUACUCAUGUAUUGCUUAUUGGAUUAAGUACUUGGAUACAGUCAAUGUAAACAACGCCUACGUCUCAGGUAUGAAAGAAGAUUUAGGUUUCAAAGGUAACGACUUGGUUCGCACUCAAGUAAUGUACACAAUUGGUAACAUUAUCUUCCAAUUACCUUUUUUAAUAUACCUGAAUAAAAUUCCAUUAAAUUACGUUUUACCAAUCUUAGACUUAUGUUGGUCAUUAUUGACCAUUGGUGCUGCUUAUGUAAACUCUGUCCCACACUUGAAAGCGAUCAGAUUUUUCAUUGGUGCUUUUGAAGCCCCGAGUUAUUUGGCAUACCAAUAUUUAUUCGGUUCUUUUUAUAAACAUGAUGAAAUGGUACGCCGUUCUGCUUUCUAUUAUUUGGGUCAAUACCUCGGCAUCCUAUCUGCCGGUGGUAUUCAAUCAGCAGUAUUUUCAUCGCUAAAUGGUGUAAAUGGCUUGGAAGGUUGGAGAUGGAAUUUUAUUAUUGACGCAAUUGUAUCUGUUGCGGUGGGUAUCAUUGGUUUUUAUGUCCUACCAGGUGAUCCAUACAAUUGUUAUUCAAUUUUCUUGACUGACGAUGAAAUUAGAUUAGCUAGAAAAAGAUUAAAGGAAAAUCAAACUGGUAAAAGUGAUUUUGAAACAAAAAUAUUUGAUACUAAACUAUGGAAAUCUAUUUUUGGUGAUUGGAAAAUCUAUAUUCUAUCGCUAUGGAAUAUCUUCUGUUGGAACGACAGUAAUGUGUCGUCAGGCGCAUACUUGCUUUGGUUGAAAUCUUUAAAAAAAUAUUCUAUUCCAAAGAUUAACCAACUAUCUAUGAUUACUCCAGGUUUAGGUAUAGUCUAUUUAAUGCUAACCGGUGUUAUUGCAGAUAAAUUUCAUUCCCGUUGGUUUGCAAUUAUUUUCACACAAGUUUUCAAUAUUAUUGGUAACACUAUAUUAGCCGCUUGGGACGUCACAGAAGGAGCCAAAUGGUUUGGGUUCAUGCUACAAUGUUUUGGCUGGGCUAUGGCACCCGUUUUAUACUCGUGGCAAAAUGAUAUCUGUCGUAAGGAUGCCCAAACUAGAGCUAUCACAUUAGUUACAAUGAAUAUCAUGGCUCAAACAUCUACUGCAUGGAUCAGUGUUUUGGUUUGGAAAACAGAAGAAGCUCCAAGGUAUCUAAAGGGGUUUACCUUCACCGCAAGUUCGGCUUUCUGUCUUUCUGUUUGGACUUUUGUUGUUUUAUACUUCUACAAACGUGAUGAAAGGAAUAAUGCCAAAGAAAAUGGUAUUAUACUUUACAACUCUAAAUAUGACGAAAACCCAACAUCAAAAGAAGUCGAAAUUGUAUCAAUAGCCAAAGAAAAAGAAUUUUAA